This is a messenger RNA of Tetranychus urticae (two-spotted spider mite), 1980 nucleotides long. NCBI's taxonomy places the organism in Eukaryota, Metazoa, Arthropoda, Arachnida, Trombidiformes, Tetranychidae. The record is from RefSeq and is a predicted model, not a curated record.
GUUAAUUAAUGCGGAACUAUUUUUGAACUUUAUGAAACCAUUAUCUAAGUUCAAGUUUAAGGUUAAUUGUUUGUAAUUAUUUUAUGCUUUGUUGAUUCAAUAAUGAUACUUUUGAACUAACUAAAGUCAAGCUAAUUGUUUUACGUUAUUCUUGGCUGAACAAAUGUAACAAUAUUACUGAUGUAAUCAACGAACUGAAUAAUGAUACUUAGUUCAAUGUGAAAUAAUUAUCUUUGCUACUCACCGUUGCACAAAUGUAUCAAUUUUACUAGAUCAACGAACUGAAUAAUGACAUUUUACAGUAGCAGGUAUGAUCAGUUAUUUCGAAGCGGAACAAAUAAUUCCGGAAGCGUAUAGUUUGACUUGACUAAAAUUACAAUCCUUUUCCACUAUAAAAAGACAAUUAAGAUUUGUUUUUUUGUCAUUCGUACCCAAUAUUUCAAAGAUGAUGUUUGGGAACGAUGAAGAAGAGUUACCUGCUUUAGAAUUGAUACUUGACAUAUCACAAGUUUACCCUCGAAGUGAAAUGAAUACUAUCCCCGUUGCAACCAUUUCAGAUGGUCGAAACAAUUUUGAAUCCACACCACUCAUAGCAACAAUCCGCCCUCGAGUUACUUCAGCAAGGAUGAUUUUCAAUCAAAGAUCUCCUUCUGGAUGUUUUGCACGACAUGUCGAUGCUGAGUAUCCAGAUUAUAUCACACUUGCAAGCAGAUUGUCAACGUACGGCGAUUGGAUAAAUACAAAUAUAUCCUCGACUGCAUUAGCUGAAGCUGGUUUUUACUACACUAAGAAAUUAGACAUUGUUGCAUGUUUCCAUUGUGGUGUACAUAUAUGUGACUGGCUUUCUGCUGAAAAUCCUUGGGUUUCGCAUGCAAAGUUUUCUCCUUGGUGCACAUUCAUUUACAUUAGAUGUGGGAAAAGUUUCAUUGAUUCAUGUCUUAAAAAUGAACCGAUACAAACACAAGAUUCAUCACUAGUUGAGCCAACAGAAAGUCGCUAUACAUGUAAGGUUUGCCUGGAAAAAGAAAUUGGCGCCUGUUUUUACCCUUGCGAUCAUUGUGUCACUUGUAUCAAAUGUGCACCAGGUAUCGCUAGUUGUCCUAUCUGUCGUGCAGAAAUAAAAGGGGUUUUUAGACUGAAACUCAUUGAAUAAGUUGCAUUCAUCAUGCAGUACCUGCAAGAAAACGUUUAUAUUGCUAACAUUGUAACAUCCUUUACUUUAAACUCUAAACUUUCUCGAGAACUAAUUAAACAAAAUUUUCCCUUUAUCAAGUACACAAAAUCUUUUUCGGGAGGUAUAAUGAAAUAUCCCGACGGUUGUCUCUUGAUUUUCGAUUCGGGAAAGAUAAACAUUACCGGAGUACAAAAUAUUUCAACAUCAUUUUUACUUAUUGAUCGUUUUUGCUCCAAAUACCCCGCUGAGGUUCGUGUUACAGCAUACAGAAUCGUAAACAUUACUGCCACCUCAAUGAUUGUUGGAGACUUUGAUUAUCAAAAAUUAAUACUUCAUCCUGGAGCCACUUAUGAACCUGAACUUUUUCCAGGCAUAAACCUUAAACUUGAUAACUCAAACGUUACUUUCAUCAUUUUUAGAUCAGGAAAAGUUAUAAUAACAGGUUUGAAAAAUUAUGAAUCGGUGUAUCAUUACUGUGAUGAAUUUGACUAUAACAUAAGACUGAAGCCAAUAUAAAGAUAAUGAUUUUCAUGCAUUUAUCAAAAUUGCAACAAUGGAUAUGUCUCCAGCUGAUUAUCAUCGAAUGUGGUACAAAAAAGUACUCUUUUCUGUACAAUUAAUCGUAUUAAUUGCAAUGCUUAUAACAGCAAUUACUAAUAUUGUGCUUAAAACUGGUAAUUUACCACUUUGGACGGCUGUACUCGGAUCCUCCCUCGGUUAUUUGCUUCCGAAUCCAAAAUUGGGAUCUUUCAAAUCGGAAAAUGUAAUACAAACACCCUCUAAUCCCUCAUCAGUUGUAACCUGAA